Messenger RNA from Nematocida major, 699 nucleotides. Its product is annotated as 20S proteasome subunit alpha 2. Lineage: Eukaryota; Fungi; Microsporidia. The coding region runs from base 1 to 699 and encodes 232 amino acids. Gene Ontology annotation, cellular component: proteasome core complex; proteasome core complex, alpha-subunit complex. The record is from RefSeq and is a predicted model, not a curated record. The transcript has a single exon.
AUGCACGAAGAAAUAAGCUACUCAACAACGACCUUCUCCAGCAAAGGAGUCCUCGUUCAGUGCGAGAAAGCUCUUGCUGCUGCCAAGAACGGAGCACUUUCUUUGGGGAUUCAGGCUGCAAAUGGGACUGUUCUUGCCUCCCUUAAAAAGAGGCCUUCUCCCCUGGUGGUUUCCAGCAGGGUCCAGAAAGUGCAUAAAGUCUGCGAUUCCAUCAUCUCCACGUAUUCCGGGCUAAGCGCCGACUUCAGAGCGGCCCUGGAAAUUGCCCGAGAAAUUGCUGAUGAUUUUCUGAAAGUGUACGGAAAGUAUCCUCCUCUGGAGACGUUUGUUCGGGAAUUUUCGAAGAGCAUCCAGGAAAAGACGCAGAAGGCAGGGCUUAGGCCGAUUGGAUGCGUCUGCUUAUUUGCAGGGGCUGAGGAAAGGGCAGGAUUGUACCACAUUGACCCUUCUGGAUCGAUAAAAAGUGCCAGGACCUUUGCCGUUGGAAGGUUCUUCCGGGAAUGUGCGCAGUUUUUGGAGAGAAGGUGCUCGGAGGAGAUCGAGAUAAACGAUGCUGUCGUAAUUGCAGCACUUGCAAUGCGGGAGUUCACAGAAACGGCAAUUUCCGAGGAAGAUGUUGACAUUUGCACGGUUACUUCAGAGGGAAUACACGCUCACUCCCAGGAGGAAAUUCGGGAGAUUUUCAGGAGCAUGCAAUAA